Molecule: messenger RNA, 12141 nt
Organism: Mesorhabditis belari
Lineage: Eukaryota; Metazoa; Nematoda; Chromadorea; Rhabditida; Rhabditidae
Source: the annotation of a GenBank genome assembly
AUGCUACAACCUGGAGCGCCGGCUCGGCCCGAUGUUGGGCUGGGAUUGCCAGUGAAUUUGGGUGGUCGUUUGAACAUUGAAUCGUUGCUGAAAACGCUCAACGAGAACACGCAACGAGACGACGUAAAAUUGUCGGCGCUUAAAGAAAUAUGGACGAUGUUCGAUAUUCACUCAAACUCGCCGAUGUACGCGCACGUUUUGGAGAGCCUCUAUCGAGCCUUCAUCGCGCAACUCUUUGUGCAAACAAAUCCGCAAUUUAUUCAAGAAAAUAAUACUCAGCAACUUCGAAAAUUAAUGCUGGAAAUCAUGCUGAGAACGAGUUCACAUGAGAUUGCAAAGAAGUGCACAAACGAAGUGCAAAAGUUAAUGUUGCGGUUGAUCCGCGAGGAGAACGAAGAGAAUGGGUGCCUGGCGUUAAAAAUUCUCAUCGAUCAUAUCAAAACGUUUCGGAUACAUAACGAAGCUUUACCCGUUCUCGAUGUCACGUCAGUGCUUCAACACUUUCGAACAGUUUUCUUCGAUAUGCACAAACACGUAUCGAAUCCGAAAAUGUUUGAGCAGUUGAAGAUUCGACGACCGACACAGCCAAUGAAAGAAGAGAUUCUGAUUGCAAGUUAUUUGCAAACGUGUUUCUAUUCGCAAAAGGUGACAUUAAAUGACUCGAACGGGCGGCCGCCUGGACCACAACCUGAGCCAGAAUACGUCUUGAUCCCGAGAGCUUCUCAAUCUGUGAAAAUGUUGGCCGAGAUCCCGAUGCUAUUCGUAUUGAUUUUCAACCAGUACAAGCAUCAAAUUGGCACUGAAAUGAGUGAAAUGAUGAAAGCAAUGGUUUCCUUUAUCAAUCUAACCGUUCCAUCGUCUCCAAUGGGUGGAAGAGAUCCGCCAGAGCCUGAAGACAGCAUAAACAGAGAACUUGCCGAUGAUUGCUUCAAUUGUCAAAUCAAAUCACUAUCUUUUAUGGCCUAUAUAGCGAAACAAACGCCGGAUGUCGUCUUCGCGAGUUCACAGCAAUUGCUUUCUGGGAUUUUCAAUUUACUCGAAUGUUGCCCGGCUGAGAUGGUGCAAGCCCGAAGAGAGCUCUUGAUGGCUGUCAAAUUUUUCUACACAAGUGAUUUCCGUGACAAGUUUCGACCUUAUGUGGCACGAUUGUUUUCGGAAAAGUUGAUGAUUGGAACCGGUUACACGUGUCAGGAUACGAUACGUCCGAUGAUGUACUCGAUAAAUGCCGAUUUGUUGCACCAUUUACGCCUGCUUCUACCAUAUCAAAUCCUUUGCCACACAAUUUUCGUGUAUUCUCGUUGUGUGCACGAUGUCUCAUUACCGGCAAAUCUUCAAUCGAUGUGCGUUCGGUUGAUGAUGAAUCUUUGUGAAGCUUUUGGGAAACUCGAGAAAGAGAAAGGAGAACCGGGACGAGAUCUUCUUUUUCACAUUCUUGAAACGUGCAAUAUGAAGCUAAAGAUCUUGGCUUACUAUCACUUGCCAUUACUCUUCAAACAACAUGGUGGAGGAUUGGAAUGGAGUCCUGAUGAGGGAAGCGCUUUCAAGGAGAGACCCGAAGAUGGAGUGCUGCCGUCGACGAGUGGAGGCUCAAAUGAGGACAAACUCUUGGAUGAGUUGAUGACAUCAGCUUGUGAUUUGGGUGACGCAAGAAGUCGACGACCCUCACUCGAUACCGUGCCCGAGCUUGAGUCAUCGAGAGUUCACGAGGCUGAUCCUGUGCUCAAAGGGAGAGCUGCUCCAACAAAUCAACCGCCAUUGAGAAGCCCGCCCGCUGCCCGAAUAACCCCGCUAGAAGAUAUACUUAAUUCCGUUUGGGGAAUCCCUGCUCCACCGCUUUCGUUGGUGGAUUGUCGAAAUAUGAUCAAAUUCUUGAUCCAAUGCGCCAAAUACGUAGUGGCUCAGCUCAUCGAAAGCAAUUUGAAAAGGACGACAAAGAGCAUGACUUUCGGUGAAGAGCGAGACGUUUUCGUGCGUUUUUUCAAAUACGGGAUCAUCUGUUUAGAUGUGUACAUGUUGCCGACUCAAAGUCAAGCCCGGUCCACUGGUGCGGUUCGAUCAAAAGACGAAAAAGACUCACUGGAUUCGUUUGCUAAUGUGUUCACUCAACUCAACAUCGAUGUUUUCCAAGAAAUCUUCUCGGCUCAUAUGGAUUUCUUAAUCGAAAGAAUAUCCCGAAAUUACGCUCUUCAACUGAUCUGCAACUCUUUUCUCGUAAACCCAGAGACUUCGGCUCGUUUUGGGGGAAUUCUCGUCAAUUAUUUGCUUCAAAGAUUACCCCAAAUGAGUGUGAAUUCACAUCGAUCAAGCCUCUACCUAAAGCUCUACAAACUGAUGUUCUCUGCAGUCUCAUGCGCCCAGUCGACAGGAUGUGUGGAUAUUGAGAAAAUGUUGAAGCCUUACAUGCACGAUAUGGUGAGCGAUGCGGUGCGAUUGGCUCUGAACAGUCGCGAGCCACAGAACUACUUCCUUUUGCUAAGAGCUCUUUUCCGAUCGAUUGGCGGCGGAGCUCACGAUAUGCUUUAUGUCCAGUUUUUGCCUCUUCUACCCGAUUUGCUAAAGAAAUUGAAUCGUCUCCAAUCGUGUGCGCAUCGUCAAGCGAUGAGGGAACUGUUCACCGAGCUGUGCUUGACGAUCCCCGUGCGUCUCUCCUCGCUUCUUCCCUAUUUGCCACUUCUCAUGAAUCCACUUGUCUCCGCGUUGAAUGGUAGCAGUUCUCUGAUGCAGCAAGGUCUACGAACGUUGGAGCUUUGUGUGGACAACUUGCAGCCCGACUAUCUGUAUGAGCACAUGGCUCCUGUCAGAGCUCAACUUAUGCAAGGGCUUUGGAAAACGGUCAGCUCAGCCUCCGAUUUGCAAUCAGCGAUGACAGCGCUUAAAAUUUUGGGAAAACUCGGUGGGAGUAAUCGAAAAAUGCUCGUCGAGCCACAGAAAUUGAAAGUAUUGAAAGAGGAUGAACUGGGCGAUGGGUAUGUGGUGAUAGAAGUUGAUGGAAGAAGUGAAGGUGGGAAACCAACGGAUGAAGGAAUUUUCGUGCAGACAGCGACUUCACAGCGACUUCACGUUCGUCUCCCGUUACAACAAGCGCUUUCGAUUGCAGCUGAUCAGCUCAGAAAUGGUCUCACUUCGGAAUUGGUCAUCAACCAGGCGGCCAUUCUUCUCGUUCGUCAGCGAGCUGCUGAACUUGCCCGAUCGGUGCUUCUUUGUGGUUUGGCACCAAAUGACUAUCUCGAUUUGACGACCUCGUUGCUAGAAGAAGUGAAAAAAGCAUUACAACGAAUCAACAAAGUCUCCUUUGGACCGGUGUUCCGAUGCGAGCGAACAGCGCUGAGACAAAUCUACGUCGACGCGUUGACAGUUCUUUUUUUUGCAAUUGUUGGCAAAGACCUCCGAAAAGAGUACAUCAAGUUUUUCAAUGCCGUUGUCAAGUACCUCACCAUUCAGUCGCUGCUUGAGCAAAUUGGUGGUGAUGAGCUUGGCUGUGUGCAUCCGGUUGGUUCUUGCAUGGAUUCGUCGAUUCUCGUCGAUGUCCUUAUCGUUGCUCUCUCGGAUCUCAAUAAGGAAUUCGUCAACGCUGCCAUCGUCGCUCUUCGGCACAUUAUCGACACGCUGAGGGUUCUAAUCGAUAAUGAGAGCAUUCUUGUAAGCCUACCCUUCUUGAAACAAAUGUUGGAAAGGAUUUGUGAGCUGUGUUAUGAGGAAUCUUGGUUUGCGCGUCUUGGUGGAGCAUCGGCUUUACAUUAUCUCAUCGAGAAUUACCCACCGGCUCUCAUCUCCGCCAAUCUCUCUGUCGUUAUUCGAAGUCUUUUAGAGACUCAUUUGGGACUACAAGAUGAGGUUUCUUCAGGCACCAUUGAUAUGGCGCUUUCCGGGCUACAGCUUGUACCGAAAACUUGCAUACCAAAUUUCAACGAGUCAAACGAAAGAGACGCUCGAGUGGCGGCGACUCUUGUCACUGAGUACUCCCGUCAUCUCUUCAAUCCCGAUAAAGCUUUUCGCACGCAGAUCUAUUCUUUGUUGUUGGCUCUCUCGAGUCACACAGGGAUUCCACCAGAGAGACUUUUCGCUCCCGUACGACUCCAACUAGAAGCCGCAUUGACGAACGCCUGUGAACGAUUUGGGGGCAACUCAAUGCAUGCACAAAUGGCAACAAUGGAAGCCUUUUCAUUGCUGGUUGGAGGAGAGAAACCGAUCGUUGAUUUGAGUAUAAAUGUUUCUUGGUUGAAUAGUUUCUUGGAAAGAAUUAUCUGGAUAUGCGGUUCCACGGAGGCGGGUUUACUAGACGAUGCACUCUAUCGACCGCUCGGUCCACCGUCUCAUCACCCACAUGAUCUCUUUCAUCGAAUCGUUCCGCUUCGACAAGCGGCUACAGAAUGUCUUGUCUCUUGCUACACUUUGUUGUCAAGAAACGGCUCGCCGUCACCGCAAAACGAUAGUGACAGCCGGAUGGGCUAUGAAAAUGGUGAAAUGGAUAGACGACCGCAAAGUGAAGAGCUGUUGAGAUUGUCGCUGAAAUUACUGGGCGACAAGCAGGAACGAGUUCAACUCACAGCCAGAGAUGCUUUAGCAAAGACAAUUCAACAUCGACCUUUACCGAUGGAUCUUUUGGAGGAGGCAAGGAAUCAAGUGCUCGAUCAGCUUGAUGCUUCGAUCACCGACAAUGCUCUUCGUCAAUUGUACCAUCUUGCUCACAUCGACAAAAGUCUCAUCGAAGAGAGAUGCACGAAAACGAUUAUGAAAUAUCUCAAUCAGCUAAAUGCUGAACAGAACAAUGAAGAGAAUGGAGAGAAAAACGAGAAUUUGCCUUCAGAAAUGCACAAAUUGUUCACGAUUUGUCAACUAUUCAGCAAAUCUGCACUAUUUGAUGUGAGCUUUGUUGGACCUUUGUGUAGCUAUAUGGCAACAGUUGAUUAUGAAUACACGAUUGAUAGACCCCUCAACUGGGAGAGAACGGCGCUCGCUUUUCUUUGUCGAUUCCCGACUGAAACUCUUCAUUAUUUCAUCACAAAAGAGAGUGUAAGCAAUCCUGGUCGUCGAGCUUUGUUGAGGCGUUUCAUUAAAGAACCCGAUGCGGUGGCAUUGAGAAGUGCUGCAACGUCAAGUGAAAUCUUUUUCUUCAACAUGUUACAAGGGAGAAUGAUUGAUGAAUGGAAAGAUGGGAAGGGUGAAUGGCUCUCGCCGAUCACUCCACCAACCGAACAACUCUGCUCCGAAUUCGAAUUGCUCACAUUGACACUGAUUGAUCGUUGCUCGAGAGAAGACAUGCGAUGGUUUGCGGACGCUUUUCGCUUAAUAGAGCAAAUGAGAGAGCUCUGGACAAGUCCUGAAUUCAAAUUUCGUCAUCUCGUCAAGUCGGACAGUUGGAGUCCACCAAUCGCCGAGAACCAAGAGGAUUUGGAAAGUCAGGGUGACUCGGUGGACCGGGAAAGGAUUCAUGUGCAAAUCUUGCACCUCACCAAAUACAAAGUACCGAAACUCAUGGUGACUUGCAUGCUACGAUAUUUGAGAUCCAACUAUAUGCACAUUGAUCUUCUUUUUGAUGUGAUGAAUUGCUUUGUCGGGAAUUAUGUCACUGAUUUCACAUUUGUGCGCCAAUUCCUCGAGUCUGAAGUGAUUCCGAAAUAUUCGGUUGAAUGGGUGAGAACGGCGUUCUUUAAAGUAAUGGACCGUUUAUUGGAAGAGCCAGAAGUGACGAUGAAAAAUCUUGUCUGGGUGAAAGUGAUUCAAUACGUGAUCAUUCCUUGUUUACAAUAUGUCAUUGAGAGAUAUGAUGUGGACGUGGUGGUUGGUCCAAUGUGUUUACCCCAGGCUCCAAACAGUACGACUGUGCCUGAUGAGUCGUCGAUGGACACCGAGGACGCUGAGAAAUCUCAACUAAACAUGGUGGCCAGACUGGAAAAAGUGAUGAACGAGUGCCGAAAAAGCAUGUCGGCUCGAAUGACCGUUGUCAUCUUUCAAUUGGCCACCGUUUUCGUGCAACAUGCACCACAUCAUAUUCACGAUAAUGCCAGCAAAAAACAAGGGAAUCGCUUGCGCUCAUUGAUGCUGUUGGGUUGGCCGUAUCUCAAUCAACCGACACAAGAUAUUACAAUCAAAUACUCAGCGCAUCUUUUCCUUGCUUACAUCAUUGAGAAAUUCACAAUCAAUCGGAAAAUUGUGCUUCAGGUCUAUCACUCGUUGAUGUCCGCUUAUCAUAUUGACAAUCGAGAUGUGGUGAAGAAAGCGAUUGAUGUCAUCACUCCAGCAGUGCCAAUUCGAAUGGAUGAUGGCUAUUUCCAAUUGUUGACUGCUGUGAAGAAGAUUUUGGCUGAAGAGGCACACAAUUGCACUCACGCAUAUCAUUGCAUCUUCAUGGUUUGCCGAAACUAUCGUGUUUUCUAUCAUGUUCGUCACGAGCUUCUUCCUUCCCUCCUCGGCACUCUCAAUCGUUUAUAUCAACAACUUGGAGCCAACUUUGCUGAUGGUAGACGCUUAGUUGUUGAAGUGUGUGAGAUGGCGAUCAAAUGGGAUCUCUUGAGAAAUCAAAAGUUGCAAGAGAUUGAGAAAGGCGCCAUGAAUACCCUGCCAACUGAUAACAAUGAUGAGGUGGAAGGAGUUCUUGAAAAGCUCAAAGGGGAUCGUGAGACGAGAGAGGAGGAACGACAGCAACAACUGAAAAAAGAAGAACAUAACUCGAAUACUGGUGAGUCAAUGGAUGGAAUGCAAAUGCGCAAAGAAAAAGAGCAUCAACCAUUGGCGAAAGAACACGUCGAACAUGUGGUUUCACUAUUGUUAAAGCUGGCAAUUCAGCCGCCAACCGUUCAACAAGCCAAUCAACAGCAAGUGGUUAUCGAGUUGAAUAAGAGAAGUAUUGCUCUCCUGCGUGCAGCACUGAAGCCACAACUUUGGGGCUCCACGGCGAGCAUCAAAGUCACAUGGCUUGAGAGACAAAUCCAAUCAUACAUCGAGGGGCAUCGAGCCGAGAACAAUCAAGCUCAAGCAGCCAACGCAGCGCAUGUGCUCGACGUGCUUGUGACGCUCAUUCAAAUCAUGCCGGCUCCGCUCGUCGUGCAAACGAUUCAAAGCCUCCAGAAUGCGAUUAUCACUUGCAUGCUGAGUGGAAAUAAUCAGGUGGUUAGAGCGGUGAACGUGUUGGUGAAAGCUCUUUUGGAGAAAACGAGCAGCUCCGAGAAUGGACUCGACGAUUUCCCGAAUCUCAAUCAAGAAAUGCACAAAUAUCUCUUCAAUCAGCUGUAUCACUAUGAUCGAACCCCUACAGCAAAUAUUCAAUCGAUCUACACCGGAUUCUCUCUGCUACGAAUCAUUGGACAACAUCAACGCGAUUACAUCAAAACCAGGAUCAGUCUGGCUACCUACGCGAGAGUACUUUUGAAAUUAGGCAAAGAGCAUUGGAUGUACGUACAGCAGAAAGUUGAUACAAAAGAAAAAGGUGGAAUGCCCGAGCUACUGUAUGUGGCACUUGAAUUGCUUCGACCGCAUAUUGCCGAAUUGCCGGACGACUUGAGAAGAAAUAUGAUCAUUCUCUUCGCGCAACACGUCGAGCGCACUGACAGUGAAAAAGUGGUGGAAGCGUCUCUGAAAAUGCUUCACGAAAUUGUCCUUUUCUAUGGAGAUACGUUACCGAAUCCCGGUGUCUCGGCUUUUGUGCGAAUCACGCCCAUCAUUGAACGACGCUUCCGUGACAAUCAGCCUCUGAUGCGUCAAUUCCUUGCCUCAUUGUUGAUGAUCUUCUCCUUCUCUGCUGUUCGCAAGUCACCCGAAGCUGAACGACUCUAUCCGGCCUUUUACUGGGGACUCACUUAUCCUGAUGAAACUGUUCGGAGUGAGUUUCUACGAGUCUGGGAACAAGACCGAGACACGAAUAUCAUCCAGCGACUUCACUAUAUCUUUUGUGAACAUAACUGGAGUUCUAUGCGAGACUUUGCUUGGCUGAAACAUGUGAUCUUUUUGAUGUUGAAAUGUGUGAGAAAACCCGGUUAUGGUAAACGAGUGCAUCAUGAUGAGAUAGGCUUCGUCACUUUAUGGAACACAUUGACAAAGAGCAUUGGUUUUGCUUCAACUUCUGUUAAUCGAGAAAUUGCCGGUAUUGAAUCAAUGCAAAUCGAUUCGGCGCAUAAGCUGACGGAAGUCAAGAAAGAGCCGAUGGAUGAGAAUUCGGAAGUGGCUGAAAAUGAAGCGGAUGGUCCGAUCGCGCAAAAAGCGGCCCUCUUUGCUGAGAUGAAAUCGUUGCUGAGUGAAGCGGCGAGACACGAUAUGGCCGACUCGAUUGACACCUUUGUUUCACUGAUUUUUAAUGUUAACGACAAUUCUUUUGUGGCCUCAGUCUUCUCAUCUCUAUUCACAUCACUCUGGGCUUGUCUCUCUUCUCAAGAUCGAGCCAAUCUUGAAAACGUUUUGAUCUCUUUUCUAUGCUCUGGGCGCCAUGCAAUCCCACAAGUUCCCGGGAAUCCGUCAAUGCUUGCAGUACUUUUGGACAUUUUUUCACAAUGUGGCAUGAGAAUUGAAGCAUCGAUUAUUAAUUACAUAGCAAAUCGGCAUGGAGCCUGGCAUCGGGGGAUCAUUCUGUUAGAGGGAAUGGCUGAACAUCUUCCAAGACUCGCGUCAAGCUCUCCCCAUCUGCAAUUCACUCAAAAUGAAUCGGUUCAAUCGGAAAUUCUAAAGAGCAUGAAUAUUCUGGACUUCUUGGAUGAUUUAUAUGAACGAUUGUCUGAAAGCGAUCAAAGAGGAGUGGUUUGGGAGAGGAGAGCUCUACUCCCACACACAAAUCACGCGUUGAAUCUAUUCCAAAAGGGAAAAUUCGAAGAAGUUCAUCACUAUAUCGAAACCAAUAAUGAUAUGUGGCUCGAUCGACUCAAUCAAAUGACUCCCGAAAGCUACAAUCAGUGCACUUUGCAUUGGAAGAAAGAGCAAGAUUUCUUGAUGGAGAUCUGGAAAAAAUCAUUGAUGGAGCUUUCACGAUGGGAAGAGCUCGAUCAAUAUGGGAAAGAGACGAAAGACGCUGAGUUGUUGUUGCGUGUCAGUCCGCAUUUAGCCGAUUGGCCGAUGCUAAGCGAAUGUGUGAUACAGAUCGGUGGCUGUGUGCCUCGAGACUUUGUGAUCCCGUACACUCUGCAUUCGGCUCUUCUCACCGUCGUGCAACCGGACAUCCAGCAACGAGAGUCGCCACAUGAUUUUGCAUCAAGAUGUGUAGAGGAAGUGCAAAGAACAUUGAUCGAAGAGUGGCGUGUUCUUCCAUCAAUCGUCGACCUCUCACACAUUUCUCUACUUCAAGCGAUGAACAGUGUACAAGAAAUUCACGAAGCUGCCCCCGUGAUGCUUGGCAUUUCGAUGUCUCAACAAUCUACCACACUUUCCGCUGUUCAUCAAACAGUGAUCGCCGACGUGAAGAAUAUUGUGAAAACUUGGAGAAAUCGUGUUGGAGCCGUGAGCGACUCAUUAUCUUGUUUAAUCAACUCUCAACACUUUCGUUUGAAUGUUCAUGCCGAAGUGGUUAAAGCUUUUGACACAUGGGAAAAGAAAGGGCUUAUGCAAGCCUCUUUUGCAAGCCAGCAAAUGCUUCCGAUUCACAGCUCGGCUCAGGGACAACUAAUCAUUGCUACAGCAGCGAGGAAACGAAAAGCUUUCGAUCUAUCGGAAAACUCUUUGCACAAAUUACACACCUUGUUGAGUUUGCCAUUAAUUGAUGCACAAGCGAAAGUGCUUGAGGAGUUGAAACUCUAUGAAGAUAAAGCGGCUGAUCCGAAAACCGAUCCAUCUUUCUCUCGGCAACUCCUCGUUCAUGCAUUAGCCAUUUGCGAGAAGGCACCAUUGACAGAAGGAGUGAGCAAAGAGUCACUCUGUAAAAUCUUCACUCAAAAGGCUACGAUUAUGUCAACCUUGGGAAGAAGUGAAGACGCGGAGAGAAUCUUUUCAAUAGCUGCUCAAUUACAAGAGCCGAACAACACCACAAAUGGAGUGAGCGCCUAUAAAGCAUGGGGAAAGCACCUUGAUGAGAUUUUUCAUCAAAGGAGAACCCCAGAAUCAGCUCUUCGUGAGGGUCUCUUUGCAAUUGUUUGUUUUAUGGAUGCAGCACGAAUUGACAACGAGAAGAAAGCCGCGAAAAGCAUUGCUCGUCUUCUCUUCACUCUCAAAACGAUUGAGGGAUGCGGUGAUGAUAAAGUUCGAGAUCAACUCGAUGAGGAAAUUCGACGCCAUGCACAAGGAGUGGUGCCUGCAAAUUGGCUACAAUGGUUACCAGCUUUAUGUGAAUGCAUCAGACAACGACCGAGCUCUGCCGUUUUUGCCAUUUUAACGAAGGUGGCCAGUGCUCACCCACAACAGACUUUCUAUGCAAUUCGAAGCUUGCUGCCUAUUGAAGCUGUCAAUCGAGUGACUUCGAAUGCUCUGGCACCCGGUUGCACUCGAAUUGAGCCAACUGCAUCGGCGACUCUGUUAGCUGACAUGAAUCUUCCCGAGUGGCAAAUGAAACUCGUGCACAUUCUUGACAUUGUUUUAGAGCUACGUCCUAGUGGAUUACGAUGUCUUCACACGAUUCUUGGAUGUCUCUCUUCUCUACCCGAGUUCUGGGUUGAAAGACAUCUACGAGAAGCGCUUGAUAUCAUCGAUAUCAUAAAGAGGCAACUUGGCAAGUUCCGUUUCACAGGAGUGGCUACAGUAACUUCCAGCGCAACAAUAGCGCAAAAAGCUUCGGCUUGGAGUUAUCUAGUAAAGGAUUUAAAACAACAAUACCUGGAAGAGUCAGCGGCAGAAUGGCCAGUUUCACAAGAGCCUUUAAGCGAGUCAGAGCCAAGGUUCCGUGAACAGAUGAGUGUGAAGAUUGUGCAACUUUGUGAUAAUCUCUCCGAUCCAAUUGCCCCAUUGUUGCCACAACUCUCCGCCGUGAAUUCGAUCAAGAAUGCUUUAUUGAGGAGAAUGAAAAGUUUACCUAGCUCAAUUCUACUUGGUGACAUUUCUCCGUGGUUGGCCGAUUUCUCAUCGAGAACCGCCGACGUGGAGACGUUCCCAGAUCUCUUUACAACACGACAAGUGCAAUAUCAAUCAAUGAUCGCACGAUUUGGUGCUCGAAUUUACGUGGAAAUGAGAGGAUCGAGACCGAUUCGACGAGUGGAAGUGAGAGCGCAUACAGGGAAAAAAAGUGUAUGGUUGCACAAGAGAGAGGGAAUCAAUCGAUGUCUUGAUCCGGAUGAGAAUCAACGAUCAUUCAUUCAACCACAAAUCGACACCUCAAUCCCGAGACUCUCCCUUUUCUACUCUCACUUCUAUCAAAUUCUGCAGAAAGAACCGGAAGCUUGCAAGCGAUUUUUGCGUCUUUUCUUACCGAUUCGAGUCGAGGUUUCGUCGGGAUGUUCAAUGGUUGAGGUGCCGAAUGCUUUCUCCACUCUCGUUCAUCCAAUUGAUGUGAUGGCCGAAAAGAUACGUGAAGUAUUCAUGGAACCCGACGAGAUGGUCGAUUUCUUCUACAGCGGUGUGCGCAAUUCAGUGGAGAGUGUUGAACCGAGUCAACUCGAGGAUGGGCAUCAAGCUGAGCGGACACACACCGCCAUGUUGCAACAAUUUUUAGAACAAUGUAGUAGCAUGGUCCGUGAGGAUUUCCUCUAUCAACACAUUGCUCUUCGUGUGCCUGAUCCAACUCAUUUCUACACUUUGCGAAAACAACUCUCUCAACAACUUGGAGUGAUCUCGGUGCUGGAGGCGACACUGGGAGUGGGACCGUUCUGGCUUGAAGAUAUGUUUAUGUGCAUUUCCUCUUGUCAACUAUGGCAUUCAUCAGCUCGUCUCGAGCUCCGCGAACCCACGGCGAUUCCGACCGCGCCGGCACUCCGCUUCACACCAAAUCUUCAGAAAUUUGUCGGCUUUGGACGUGAUGGUCACAUGCGAUGGGCGAUGGAGGCAGCGAUGAAAUGUCUUCUUCACGACAGCGCUCAACCAUUCAUGAGAAUCAUGUUCUUUGAUGAAGUGGCUUCACAAAAUCAAGGAGCCGACCUACAGCAAGCAGCCGCCAUCUUGCAAAGGGUUACAAAAAAUAUUCAAAAGCUGAGCUCGAGUGAGUCUGCGCAAACUCGAGAGGAUAUGCAUUCGUGUCUUUUGACCGCCGCACACCCAAACACAUUAAGCCGAGCUGACCCUGCUUGGCAUCCCUGGUUC